Colletotrichum truncatum is the source of this 2769-nucleotide messenger RNA. RefSeq names its product peptidase s41 family protein. The record is from RefSeq and is a predicted model, not a curated record. Gene Ontology annotation, biological process: proteolysis. Lineage: Eukaryota; Fungi; Ascomycota; Sordariomycetes; Glomerellales; Glomerellaceae. Gene Ontology annotation, molecular function: serine-type peptidase activity.
AUGCUAUUCAAAGAUUUGACCGCGUCGUUAGGCCUUUUCUUUGCCCUGUCAUUCGCUUAUCCGUCUACUAUUUUGCCGAAGGAGAUUCCACGCCGUCAAGAUGCUCUUGAAGAAACGCCAAUGUGCGGCCAAAUUAUUGAUGCGGUUAAUGAUGGAUACCGGUUCUUUUAUGCCGCAGAUGCUUACGAGUGCUUGAUAAGCGUUCCAUUCCACGAAGCCGCGGCCCUUCGUUUCAUCGAGUACUACAACACGACAAUGCAGUUCCAGAGCACUCUGAAGCAUCUCAAAAAUCCACCAGAAGGUUACCAGCAGCCCGCAUUCGAUCUCAUGCAGGGCUUGGAAGAUCUCAAGCGCAACGUCACUGCUGGCGUAUUCAAAAACCAGUACGACUUUGAGGCCACGAUGCAAUACCUCAUAUACUCGGUUCAUGACGCCCACGUCAGUCUGCGGGCGGGUGUUCUUUCAGCUUUCUCCUUCGCGAGCCCGAUCCCUCUUGUAGCGGCAUCAAUCGACGGAAAAGAGACUCCCAAAAUCUACUUUGCUGACGAUAUCAUCGACCGCCAAAAUAACUUGACAAACGGCAUCGUCAUCGAUAUUUCAGCCAUCUCGCACAUAAAUGGAGAGCCGGCCGUGGAGUUUCUGACCAAAUUUGCGGCACUGCAGUCCGUUGGAAUGCUUGAGCCUCAUGCCGAUUGGAAUGAGCUUAUGGACAGCCCAGUCCAGGACGUCCAAGGCAUCUUUAGCAUUUUCGCCGGUUCCAGCACAUUUUAUCCCGGUGACACCCUUAAUUUCACCUUUGAAGCCCAGGGCAAGCCUGAACUGAAGACACACUGGCUCGCAAUCUACGACAACGCAGAAUUUACCGGCCCUCUAACGACUGGUGGCGACUUUUACAACUUCUUCGUCCUCGGCCUACUGCCAGCGUCAUAUCCCGACGUUCCACUACCGCCAUCGUUUGGAGGCCUGUCCUUCAACGAAGACGGCGACCCGAUCACGCCAGAUUUGCAGACCAUUGACGGGAUGGAUGAAUACGAAGAACCAACUAGUUGGUAUGAAAAAAGCUUCACUGCUUUUCCCAAGAACGCGGAUGUGAAACUGGCCAAUUUAAGCAGUUACGGUGCUAACAUCAUAACGGGAUACUUCUACGAUGACAUAUCGACUGGCGUACUCAGCAUCCCUCAUUUCAACCACUACGAUGAUGAUCUGGGCGACUUUGGUGAGCUACUCACAGAGUUCAUGGAAGGGGCUGAAGAAAAAGGCCUGAACCAUGUCAUUCUUGACCUGCAGAAGAACUUUGGCGGAUCGUCUGGUUCUGCACUGUUUCUUUUCCGAGAACUGUUUCCUGGAGUUGACCCCUUUGCUGGAAGUCAGCGACGCAGUCACAAGUUGGCCAACAUUCUUGGCUCGGCUACUACUCAUAAGUAUCGAGAACAAGCUGCUGGCAGUGAAGAGGACCAGGAGGACAGUUUGUCGCUUGUCUCGGACGAGUGGACGAUUGUGACUCGACUAAAUGCUGAGACGAGGAGGAAUUUCUCCUCUUGGGAGGAGUACCAAGGGCCUAGACAACAACUCGAAGAUGACAUGUCUCUUGUGGAACAAUACGACCUCAAAAACCCGACUUUUCACGUUGCAGCGUUCGACGGCUGGUUGCUCAACCGUUAUCUGGAUGAUAACGAUGCAGAGAGACACGUACCGUGGACUCCUGAAAACAUAGUCAUCCUCACUGACGGAACAUGCUCUUCUGCGUGCGCUCUCUUUCUUGAGCUCGCGACCCAGGCCGGCGCCCGUACCGUCGUUGUUGGCGGCGCGCCCAAACCAGGGCCAAUGCAAGCUGCAGCCGGCACCCGCGGUGCGCGUGUGUAUUCUGGAGACGAGCUAGACUACGAUUUCGAGUGGAUAGGAGAACAUAAUGAGACUGCAAAGGCCCAGUUCCCAGCCAACCGACAGGACCGGGGAAUCUUCAUCAAGCACGCCGGGUUCAACCUCCGCGACCAGCUGCGCGCGGAUGACAUCUCCACACCUCUUCAGUUUCGCUACGCCGCAGCCGACUGCAGGCUGUACUUCACAAUUGAUAACGUCUACAACAUGACUACUCUAUGGCACGACGUUUCCCGGGCGGCUUUUCAAGAUCCCAGUCUCUGUGUCGAAGGCUCCACGGGGUACACAUCCCGCAAUGGCACGGCCUCGCCCAAGACCCCUCCAAAGCCUUCGACCGCUCCUGUACCCGCGCCAAAAAUAGCUGUGACAUUUGCUGACGACCACGACACUCUUCCCAGUGACGGCCUGCCAGCUGGGAGAGAAAGAAUCAUCAACCAGGUGUCGACAGAAGCUUGCGUGCCCCAAGUUGGCAAGAAUCCGUGCACGAACGGCGGAGCGUGUGUACCAAUCAACUACAGCUGUCUUGGUCAAACGGCUUGGACUUACAUAUGCGUAUCAUUGUGCAACCCGGAAGAUAUUUGCUUUGGCACAUAUUGCACAGGGAAUAUAAAGUUCAACAUCGAACGCGAUAACGAGCUGGUGGCGGGAGUCCCUAGGUUCGACGGCCUACAACGUAAUCAUGGCUACUGCAAUCCCCCAAGUGAGGUCCAAGCUGUGUGCAGUAGGAGAAACACACAAACCCCACCACCGCUGUCGGGCGAACCGCAACGGGCACCAUCAACUCCAGGCCAAGUCAGAAAUCAGGGGGCGGUAUCCAGAAGCACUUCACCUACUGGCCUGCAAAAGAAGCCUGGCGCCAAGUUGGGACGUUUUAGGGUACCUUUAGGUUAG